Anoplophora glabripennis (Asian longhorned beetle) is the source of this 2638-nucleotide messenger RNA. Its product is annotated as G-protein coupled receptor Mth2-like. Lineage: Eukaryota; Metazoa; Arthropoda; Insecta; Coleoptera; Cerambycidae. Gene Ontology annotation, molecular function: G protein-coupled receptor activity. Gene Ontology annotation, cellular component: membrane. The coding region runs from base 302 to 1813 and encodes 503 amino acids. The transcript is spliced from 8 exons. The record is from RefSeq and is a predicted model, not a curated record. Gene Ontology annotation, biological process: cell surface receptor signaling pathway; G protein-coupled receptor signaling pathway.
AUUUUUGCCUUUUUGUUAAUAGGGGAAUUUUAAAUUGCAGGGUUUUCUCUAAUGGAAACUAUUUUCUCAGCCUCUCUACUGAUCGUGCACAGAAAUAGUGGGUAUAUACGUACUAGGAAUUACCAAGAUUGAAAGUAACAGGAUUUCAUUCAUGAUUCAGAUAACUAGACACGUUUGUGGCAAAAUUAAUAUGUAUGCAUUCUUUCUUCCGUAUAUAAUUAUACAAAACCGGUUAACUAACAUCGACGUUUGCAUCUGUUCUUCUCGCCACUAUUGAUUUAAUCGUGAAACAUCAGUCAGCAUGAAAAUCAUUGUGUUAGUUUUGUUACUGGUUUUCAUAAAACAAAUAAAAUCGGAGGCCGAUAACAACGAUACGUUAAAUUUAUGUCGUAACGCAACCGUUAACGUUGACUAUGAAAAUUAUACCGACGCGUCGAUUCAAAAUUGUGGCUGUGAGAACCAGGAAACUUGCAUAAGGAAGUGUUGCCAAAUAGGAUUUUUUUAUUAUCAAGACGAAGAUCCAGACGCUACAUCAUAUAAGAGUGUGUGCUCGAAACAUGAAUCGAAUGCAUUCAGUGUGCCUGUUUAUGAUGGUGAGCAAAAGGUCCGAGACGUAACCGAAAAUUUUCUUAUUGGAAUGUUGAAUUGCAGCGACACAAACGUGUUGUAUGUUAAAUUGAACAGUACCGAACCUAAUAGAAUUUUUUAUGUACAGAACAACGGAAGUCUGUACUAUCCAUAUUAUGAUUUGAUUCUCAGCAAUGAAAGGUAUUGUGUGGAUGAAUCAGAUGGAUUAGGUGCUUAUUUAUGUUUUGAACCAGAAGAAGAUAACAAACUGGAAACUAUAAUACACGUGACAGCUAAACUAAUAUCCGUACCAUUCCUUUUGGUUACUGGAUUGGUGUAUGCUCUUUUACCAGAGCGAAACCUUCAUAGGACGGCACUCAUGCUUCAUGUUUUCUCAUUAUUACUUGGAAAUGGUUUAUUGGCUAUUGGCCAAUACGUAGUUAUAGAAGAUGAUAAUUUGUGUUUUUGUUUGGGAUACUCUAUAUUACUAUUUAUGGUGGCGUCUUUCUUUUGGAUGAACGUCAUAUGCAUCGAUAUAUGGCUAGCUUUUAGUGGCCUUAGAGGUUUUUAUGUACAAGAAAAAAUAAAACGGAGAAUCUUCGCAGUUGCUUCUUGCUACGCAUGGGGACUGCCUAUUUUGAACGUACUAAUUGUUUUCCUUCUCAGUACAUAUGGUGAUGAAAAUGCGAAAUAUCAUCCGGGGAUUGGUGUAGAAUCAUGUUUUUUAAAAAAUGGACUAGCUACACAUCUCUUUUAUUUUGGACCAAUUCUCGUAAUCAUUGUGAUCAAUAUAGUACUGUUCAUACUGACCGCCCUGAAUAUACAGAAAGUUAAAAGGGAAACUAGAAUUGUUGAGACCAAAAAGCAUUCAAACAGAGAAGAUGACAAAUUCAAACUGUAUUGGAAGCUUCUUUUUGUGAUGGGCCUAAAUCCAGUGGUGAACACUCAUAUAAUUCAGUUAAUCUCAUGGUCACUUGGAAGGGAAUUCGAUCAUAAUGUCAUUGUGUACGUGUGGUACUAUAAAGAUUUCUCACAUGCUGCCUAUGGGAUACUUAUUUUUGUGAUUUUUGUUUGUCAGAAAAAGAUAUGGAUAUCAUUAAAGGAAAGGUUUCACUGGAUUUAUAAAUCUAAUAAAAAUGACAGUAAGGCGUCAGUAACGACUUCCACCGGCACAUCCAGCAGUGAAAACAAUCCGUCAGGAAUACGUUUAAGAGGAAUGCAAAAUAUGGCCGCGGAGGUCCCUUAAAAUUUUGCGUAUAGAUUGAUUUAAAAAUGAAUAGCACUUUCCCAUUAAAGAAUAUGUAUUGUUAGAAGGAUUGUACUCUGGGAAGAACAUAACGUUUUUAGAUAUUUUCUUGUUUUCUAUCAUUAAGUUUUUUAUGCACACACGCGAUAUUUGUCGAAAACCAAGCAUCGAUAUCGACAUCGAUAUCGAUAGUUACAACUAGCAGUAGUAACUAUUGCAGAUGCUGAUUCACAGACAUUUGUUGCCGUCUUCGAGCAUAUACUGCUAGAGGCAACCUUCAGUGCUGAGGAAGCGCGACUGGUGUGCGAAAGAGAAAUGACAAUAAAAAGAUAUGCUACCUCUCUCGCUCCGCGAGCUGAUUGGUCGGGGCUUAGGUACAGGACGGUCAUUGGCAUGGAGGGGAGCACGCACCGACCAAUCCAGCUCGCGGAGCGAGAGAGAUAGCAUGUCCUUUUAGUCUCCUUUCUCUCUCGCACACCAGUCGCGAUGAUGUGCUGCCUCUAGGAGUAUAUGCUCGAAGGUUGCCGUAGGUGUGGUGCUGGUUUUACAUUUUGAAUUUCUAAUGAACUUAAUGUUACAAUAAUCAAGAAGUUUUGCUCGACAGUUUUUGACGUAAAAAUAUAUCCACUUUCUUUCUUGUAGUACAUACAUAAUUUAUAACAUAUUUUCAAUUAAAAAAAUCUUAUAUUUGUAUAUUAAGUAAAGAUAUACAAAUAAAAAACAGUUGAUUAAAAAAGGUACGAUAUAAAUGUUGGUGAGUAGACAAUAACAUUCAUUAUGUCGUCAAACUUUUGUUUUUAUUUUGUUAAUAAAAAUACGACUUCA